Messenger RNA from Boeremia exigua, 678 nucleotides. Its product is annotated as glycoside hydrolase. The transcript is spliced from 3 exons. The record is from RefSeq and is a predicted model, not a curated record. Lineage: Eukaryota; Fungi; Ascomycota; Dothideomycetes; Pleosporales; Didymellaceae. The coding region runs from base 1 to 678 and encodes 225 amino acids.
AUGAAGCUCACGACAGCCCUCACCCUUGCUUUCGCAGCCGACGCAGCCACCGCCCACUACCUCUUCAUAGACACCACCGCCCCAUCCUCAAUCCGCACACCCGCCAACUACCUUACUAAAGCCCCCAUCACAGAUCUCACCUCCCCACUCCUCCGCUGCAACGAACUCACCCCCGGCACCCCGGCACCCACAACCCGCGACGUCACCCCCGGCACACCCCUAACCUUCAAAGUAGACCCCUACAUCACCCACCCAGGCCCUCUGCAAUUCUACCUCGCGCGCGCGCCCCCCGGCGUCCCCGCAUCCGCCUGGGACGGCGCAGGCCGCGUGUGGUUUAAGAUCGCGACAGAGCCUGCGCGCAUCGACAGCAUGGGCGGGUUGUCGUGGGCGAGCCAGUACGGCGACGCGGCGCGUGUGACGGUGCCCGUGGGCACGCCGCCGGGCGAGUAUCUGCUGCGCAUCGAGCAUUUGGCGCUGCAUGUGGCGGCGCUGGAGGGCGGGGCGCAGGUGCAUGUUGCGUGUGCGCAGAUUAGGGUGUUGGGGGAGGGGACGGGGGUGCCCGGGCCGUUGGUGGAGUUUCCGGGCGCGUAUAAGCCGGAUGAUAAGGGGUUGAAGGUCUAUUUGUUUACUAGCCAGACGAGUUAUACGCCGCCGGGCCCGCCUGUGUGGAGCGGUUGA